AUGGAGCAACCCAGCAUAUUGGUGCGCAUUCUGCACUCAAUACCACAUGUGAAUUACACUUUUCAGCGGGUGAAUGACACCUUCAAUCCGGACAGUGAUGUUUAUCUUGAGAGUUUGGGUAUACUCGCCUCUAUACCUGCCGGUCUACUCAUAUUAUCGCUCUUCGGUUUGUUGUUAUAUCUGUUAACGCGUUGCUGUGAUCGUAAGCCACGGAAACCGAGCGCACAGCGUUGCCAGAGUUGCACAUUAGUCGUAAUUACGUUGAUGACAUGUGCGGCCAUUGGUUUGGGUCUCUACGGCAACGAUGAUUUCCACAAUGGCCUGCUGCAGGCUUUUAGUUCCGGCAAACAAGUCGAAGGACUCGUGCUCAAUUUAAAAAGACAGACUGAAUUAAUCAAAUUUGAUCUCGAAAUGAAAAUGUCGCAACACAAGCUCGAACAACAAAUCGAAAAAGUACAAUAUAAUCAAACCGCCGUUAUGUUGCUAAUAGACACAUGUCAAUUGGUGCGCGAAAACACCUCCAGAGCCGUUACCAGUCUCGAUAAUAUGGUUUUAUACUUUAUGAAAACGAAAGGCAGUGAAAAUGAUACAUCUCUAAUGGGAUUAUUAUAUCUCGGGGAAUUAUACGAAUCAAUCCGUUGGCCCGUUACACUCGGUUUCCUCACGUUAUUGCUGUUGCUCUGCACUAUACUGGUGAUUGGUGUGGCGCGUCGUUCGCGCUGUGCGCUGAUCUUCUUCAGCGUAUCCGGUUUAUUUUGUAUUAUCAUCUGUUGGCUGUUGGCGGGCAUUUACCUGGCAUCCUCAGUGGCAGCGGGCGAUUUCUGCAUGCGUCCGCAUGAAUUUAUGUGCCGUCAAGUGGGCAUGCGUAGUCCAUAUGUGUAUUUCCUCAAUUGCGGCACAUUGCGUAAUCGUUUCAUACUGCGUUUGAACGAGUCACGUGACUUGGUGGAACGUGCGCGUGACUCUAUCUAUCUAAUACAGCGAAUGAGUCAGGAAACGUAUCCCCGCAUCGAUGUGCAUAAAACGCUCGAAGCCAUGGAGAAUGAUCUCGAGGAGACCAAACGUAAUCUAACUGUGCUCUCGGCGACGCUUGAUCGUCGUGCCAUCGAUCGGCAUUAUGCCGAUGCCUUGCAUGGCCUCUGCAGUGGCGGUCUGCUCGGUUUGAGCCUUAUGAUGGUCGCCGGGCUAUUGACUUCAUUUCUGCUCACCAUUUUGGUGUACGCCGAUUCGCAUGCUUGGAUCUAUUUGAGCAAACGACCCAGCUCCCUGGAUAUUGAUAAGUCUGAAACCACGCCGCUUUUCCCAUCGAACGCACCGAGCGCUAGCAUUUCACCCACCGCACCACUGCAUACGGGCACUAUGAAUCGCAUACUACCGCACCAUCAGCAAUCGGCAACGCAUGUCAUCGGCGCUGGCAGUGGCAUUGGCGGCAUUGGCAGCAGCGGCACGCUGGGCUCACAUCGCAAUGGCACCGCUGGAAUGAGAACAGGGUUCGUCGCUACAUCAUCACCUACAACAACUACAACCACACUACAAUACAACAAUCAUCCACAUAGAACUAACGCUAGCGCUGGCAUUGGUGGUGGUGUUGGCAACACUGGCACUGCCAUUGGCUUGGUCGGCUCAGCCGCCGGCAUUUUGGGCGGCCGUCUGACAGCUGGCGGCAGUGCCGGUGGUAAGGCAUCACCAUCGCCACCGCCGGGUUAUGAUGUUGUGGUGCAUGGCACAAGAUCGGGUCACCACACACUCGGCCGUCUACCCUCGCACCAUCAGCAGAGCUCAUCGGGCUAUCUGAGCGGUCCCAAUAACGGCAAAUAUGCAACACUCAGCAAACAGUGUAAGACUCUCGAAUCUAGCGAUUUUUACUGAGAAUCGCUUGCCUGCAACACAAAUGCAGGCAUUAGCAACACCAACAACGCCAAUAUUCUCGGCAGCAACAACAUCAGCAACCACAUCAAACAUCAACAA
This is a messenger RNA of Bactrocera latifrons, 1968 nucleotides long. Its product is annotated as protein tweety-2. The record is from RefSeq and is a predicted model, not a curated record. Gene Ontology annotation, cellular component: plasma membrane. Gene Ontology annotation, molecular function: volume-sensitive chloride channel activity; intracellularly calcium-gated chloride channel activity. Lineage: Eukaryota; Metazoa; Arthropoda; Insecta; Diptera; Tephritidae. The transcript has 9 exons. The coding region runs from base 1 to 1869 and encodes 622 amino acids.